GAAACAUAGCUUGGCAAAGAACCUUCAGAGAGCAGUGUGUCGUUACACUAAAAAGAAUGGAAGUCUUUGCGGUCUCGUUUUUAUUCAAUAAAUGCUGAACCUUUUAUUAACCUUCAUCUGACUUGAACGCUGACCCUCGUGUCAUACUUUAUUUAGUUGUUCUUGAAAUAUCAUAGUUCGGGGAGUAGCCUAUUUCACUGGGAAUUUGAGAAUCAUUUCACCCAAGAAUCACAUUUUCUGAGAAUCAUGAAACAUUUGCCAUUCUGCGCCUCUAGCCUACAGAAGACGAUUGAGUAACUUCAUAGAGUUGGAUAAGUCCGAUUUAAUUGAAGAAAAAAGAAAGCAGGCAAUUUAUUGCAGGAAAAAAACGAUUUCAACAACAUGGAUGUCGCCGGGAAAAUACUGAAUAAAACAGUGUCCGAAGAAGAGCACUCUGGAUUUGACACUGUGCGUGUAUGCUGCAACGUUUCAGCAGCAGCAGUUAUCACCGACAAUGGAUUCGGUGCGUCUCAUCCAGAGGAACAUGACCUCUUCAUAAUGCGUGUGGUGCAGAUCGCGGUCCUGUGCGUAUUGUCACUCACUGUGAUUUUUGGCAUAUUUUUCCUUGGUUGCAAUCUUCUAAUUAAAACAGAAAGUAUGAUCAGUCUUUUUGUAGAAGACCGGAGACCGUCUACGGACAAUGAUAUGAUCAUGGUUGCCUCAUAGGAUUGUAGGCCUACUUGUUUUUUAAAGUAAUGUAUUUAAAAAAAAGCAUCUUUAUUUUAUUUUCAAAUCAUAAAGUUUCCAGUAUGUUUCUUGAAUAUUAUUAUUCACUGUUCGUAUCACCAUUUUGUUGAAAGAGAACCCUUUAAAAGUUUAAUUGUCAAAAUCGGGCUUGUUUUCUUUUUACAGCCUAUACCUACCCUAUAGAAUGUUUUCCAUCAUUGUAGGAAUACCAAUAAAAAUCUA
Salvelinus sp. IW2-2015 is the source of this 948-nucleotide messenger RNA. It is a transcript of the gene rprm3, whose product is annotated as reprimo, TP53 dependent G2 arrest mediator homolog 3. NCBI's taxonomy places the organism in Eukaryota, Metazoa, Chordata, Actinopteri, Salmoniformes, Salmonidae. The record is from RefSeq and is a predicted model, not a curated record.